Messenger RNA from Saccostrea cuccullata (small rock oyster), 1663 nucleotides. RefSeq names its product formylglycine-generating enzyme-like. The transcript is spliced from 8 exons. Gene Ontology annotation, cellular component: endoplasmic reticulum. NCBI's taxonomy places the organism in Eukaryota, Metazoa, Mollusca, Bivalvia, Ostreida, Ostreidae. The record is from RefSeq and is a predicted model, not a curated record. Bases 311 to 1648 code for a protein of 445 amino acids.
GGAAUGAUGACGUUUUCAUAAAGAUGAUCGUACUGGACUUGAUGUUAUAUUGAGUUUUUAUCUGGAAGGAAGUAUUUAACGUUUAAAUUUGACCUGUGAUUUUUUUAAAUGCUUCUAAGGGAUUUGUACUAGCUUAGUUUUAGUGGUGGAAGUUGAUUAGAUCAGAGACAUUUGAUUAGAUCCAAAAUUGGCAAAAAAAACCAAAAAAAAACUUGUUGAAUAGGAUACAGAUUUGUUGCUGAGGAAGAUAACAUCAUGUGCCAUCAAAUUAUUUCCUAGCAUUUCUAAGCCUCCCAAAUCGGAACUUGAAAUGGAGAAGUUUGUCGUCUGUUUAUUUCUACUUUCACUCUUCCUGAGUCCAUCUAGUGCGACCUGUAACGGAGAAUCUGAGGAGUGUGCUGGUGGAUCUAAAGAAGAGGGGUGUGGCUGCUCCGUCAGUCGAGAUUCUUCAAAAUACUCAGAAAAAGAACCUUCCAUUGAUAAAACUGAGGAACAAAUUAUUGACAUUGAUGAUCUUGCGAGGACCAAUGAGAUGGUAUUUAUAGAGCGAGGGACAUUUACGAUGGGGACCAAUGAUCCCAUCUUCCCUGUGGAUGGAGAGAACCCAGCCAGAAAGGUGACAGUGGAUUCAUUUUAUCUGGAUAAACAUGAAGUUAGCAAUGCGGAGUUUCAGAGAUUCGUAGAGGAAACAAAUUACGUGACAGAGGCAGAAAAGUUUGGAAAUUCCUUCUGUCUGGAGAAAUAUGUUAGUGAAGAAACUUUAAAGAAUGUAACACAAUCUGUUGCUGCAGCCCCCUGGUGGGUUCCUGUGAAUGGUGCAGAUUGGAGACAUCCUCAGGGGCCAGAUUCAUCCAUUGAAGACAAAAUGAACCAUCCAGUCGUACACGUGUCAUGGAAUGAUGCUGUGAAAUAUUGUGAGUGGGCCGGGAAGAGAUUACCAACUGAGGCAGAGUUUGAGCGUGCUUGUAAAGGCAAUCUUCAGUCAAGGCUUUUCCCCUGGGGAAAUAAAGAGGAACCCAAAGGGAAACAUUGGAUGAACAUCUGGCAUGGAAAGUUUCCCUCAGAAAACACGGCCAACGAUGGCUACCACACCACAGCUCCUGUAACAGAAUUUCCAGAACAAAACAUUUUUGGUGUUAAGAAUAUUAUAGGAAAUGUUUGGGAGUGGACACAGGACUGGUGGGAGACCAAAUUUACUCCUACACCCAAGAAAAAUCCAAAGGGACCAAGGAUUGGAACAGAUAAAGUGAAGAAAGGAGGAUCCUUCAUGUGUCAUAAAAAUUACUGUUACCGCUAUGUUGUCUGUACAGAAUUACUGUUACCGCUAUGUUGUCUUUACAGAAUUACUGUUACUGCUAUGUUGUCUUUACAGAAUUACUGUUACCGCUAUGUUGUCUUUACAGAAUUACUGUUACCGCUAUGUUGUCUAUACAGAAUUACUGUUACCGCUAUGUUGUCUAUACAGAAUUACUGUUACUGCUAUGUUGUCUUUACAGAAUUACUGUUACCGCUAUGUUGUCUUUACAGAAUUACUGUUACUGCUAUGUUGUCUUUACAGAAUUACUGUUACCGCUAUGUUGUCUUUACAGAAUUACUGUUACGGCUGUGUUGUCUUUACAGAAUUACUGUUACCGCUAUUUUGUCUUAACAGAAUUACUUUUAC